This is a messenger RNA of Leptonychotes weddellii (Weddell seal), 6929 nucleotides long. Lineage: Eukaryota; Metazoa; Chordata; Mammalia; Carnivora; Phocidae. The record is from RefSeq and is a predicted model, not a curated record.
GGAACUGAACACCAAGUGCGUGGUGGAGAUGGAAGGGAAUCAAACGGUCCUGCACCCUCCUCCUGCUAACACCAAACAGGGAGAAAGGAAACCUCCCAAGGUAUUUGCCUUUGAUUAUUGCUUUUGGUCCAUGGAUGAAUCUAAUACUACAAAAUAUGCUGGUCAAGAAGUGGUUUUCAAGUGCCUUGGGGAAGGAAUUCUUGAAAAAGCCUUUCAAGGGUAUAAUGCUUGUAUUUUUGCAUAUGGACAGACAGGUUCAGGAAAAUCCUUCUCCAUGAUGGGCAGUGCUGAGCAGCUGGGCCUUAUUCCAAGGCUCUGCUGUGCUUUAUUUAAAAGGAUCUCUCUAGAGCAAAAUGAGUCACAGACCUUUAAAGUCGAAGUAUCCUAUAUGGAAAUUUAUAAUGAGAAAGUGCGGGAUCUUUUAGACCCCAAAGGGAAUAGACAGUCUCUUAAAGUUCGAGAGCAUAAAGUUUUGGGACCAUAUGUAGACGGUUUAUCCCAGCUGGCUGUCACUAGUUUUGAGGAUAUUGAGUCAUUGAUGUCUGAGGGAAAUAAGUCUCGGACGGUAGCUGCGACCAACAUGAAUGAGGAAAGCAGCCGCUCCCAUGCUGUGUUCAACAUCGUAAUCACACAGACACUUUAUGACCUGCAGUCCGGGAACUCGGGAGAGAAGGUCAGUAAGGUCAGCCUGGUGGACCUGGCGGGUAGUGAAAGAGUGUCCAAAACAGGAGCUGCAGGAGAGCGACUCAAAGAAGGCAGCAACAUUAACAAGUCACUUACAACCUUGGGGUUGGUGAUAUCAUCACUGGCUGACCAGGCAGCUGGCAAGGGCAAAAACAAAUUUGUGCCUUACCGAGAUUCAGUCCUCACUUGGCUUCUUAAGGACAAUUUGGGAGGCAACAGUCAGACCUCUAUGAUAGCCACCAUUAGCCCAGCAGCAGACAACUACGAAGAGACCCUCUCCACCUUGCGAUAUGCAGAUCGAGCCAAAAGGAUCGUUAACCACGCCAUCGUGAAUGAGGACCCCAAUGCCAAAGUCAUCCGGGAACUGCGCGAGGAAGUAGAGAAACUGAAGGAGCAGCUCUCGCAGGCUGAGGCUAUGAAGGCCCCUGAACUGAAAGAGAAGCUCGAGGAGUCUGAAAAGCUGAUCAAAGAGCUAACAGUGACUUGGGAAGAGAAGCUGAGGAAAACAGAAGAAAUCGCACAGGAGAGACAACGACAACUCGAAAGUAUGGGGAUUUCCCUGGAGACGUCGGGUAUCAAGGUCGGGGAUGACAAGUGCUACUUAGUCAACCUGAACGCAGACCCUGCUCUCAAUGAACUUCUGGUUUAUUAUUUAAAGGACCAUACCAGGGUGGGUGCAGAUACGUCACAGGACAUCCAGCUAUUUGGGAUAGGAAUUCAGCCGGAGCACUGUGAGAUAGAUAUUGCGUCUGAUGGCGAUGUUACUCUGACUCCGAAAGAAAAUGCAAGGUCCCGUGUGAAUGGCACUCUUGUGUGCAGCACCACCCAGCUGUGGCACGGUGAUCGAAUCCUCUGGGGAAAUAACCACUUUUUUAGAAUUAAUUUACCUAAGAGGAAACGGCGAGAUUGGUUGAAAGACUUUGAAAAGGAGGCAGGCCCACCAGAGCAUGACCUGGACGCAGCCAGUGAAGCUUCCUCCGAACCAGACUAUAACUAUGAAUUUGCACAGAUGGAAGUUAUCAUGAAAACCCUGAAUAGUAAUGACCCAGUGCAAAAUGUGGUUCAGGUGCUGGAGAAACAGUACCUGGAGGAGAAGAGGAGUGCCCUCGAGGAGCAGCGGCUCAUGUAUGAGCGGGAGCUGGAGCAGCUCCGUCAGCAGCUGUCCCCGGAGCGGCGGCCCCCGAGCAGCGGCCCUGACCGCCUGGCCUACAGCGGCCAGACGGCUCAACAGAAGGUGACCCAGUGGGCAGAGGAGAGGGAUGAGCUCUUCCGUCAAAGCCUGGCAAAGCUGCGCGAGCAGCUCGUGAAAGCUAAUACCUUGGUAAGGGAGGCAAACUUCUUAGCUGAGGAAAUGAGCAAGCUCACUGACUACCAAGUGACUCUGCAGAUCCCUGCCGCAAACCUCAGCGCCAAUAGGAAGAGAGGAGCCAUCGUGAGUGAGCCAGCUAUUCAAGUGAGGAGGAAAGGAAAGGGCACCCAAGUUUGGACCAUUGAGAAGCUGGAGAAUAAAUUAAUUGAUAUGAGAGAUCUUUAUCAAGAAUGGAAGGAAAAAAUUCCUGAGGCAAAGCGUCUCUAUGGGAAACGAGGUGACCCUUUCUAUGAAGCCCAAGAGAAUCACAACCUAAUUGGUGUCGCUAAUGUGUUCUUGGAGUGUCUCUUCUAUGAUGUGAAACUUCAGUAUGCAGUUCCUAUCAUCAGCCAGCAGGGGGAGGUUGCCGGGCGUCUCCACGUGGAAGUGAUGCGAGUGACAGGGGCCGUCCCGGAGCGCGUGGCGGAGGAUGACUCCUCAGAGAACUCCAGCGAAGGCGGGAGCCUUGAAGUCGUGGACAACAGUGGGGAGGUCGUUCACCGAGUCAGGAAACUGACGUGCCGGGUAAAAAUUAAAGAGGCAACUGGGCUGCCCUUAAACCUCUCAAAUUUUGUCUUCUGUCAAUACACAUUCUGGGACCAGUGUGAAUCUACGGUGGCGGCCCCAGUGGUGGACCCCGAGGUGCCUUCCCCUCAGUCCAGGGACGCCCAGUACACCGUCACUUUCUCUCAUUGUAAGGACUACGUGGUGACGGUGACAGAGGAGCUCCUGGAGUUCCUGUCCGACGGAGCCCUGGCCAUUGAGGUGUGGGGCCACCGCUGUGCUGGGAACGGCCGCUCUGUCUGGGAAGUCGACUCCCUUCAUGCGAAGACGAGAACGUUGCAUGACAGGUGGAAUGAGGUAACACGGAGAAUAGAGAUGUGGCUCUCCAUACUGGAAUUGAACGAGCUAGGAGAAUACACAGCAGUGGAGCUUCACCAGGCAAAGGAUGUCAACACGGGAGGCAUCUUCCAACUCAGACAGGGUCAUUCCCGGAGGGUGCAAGUCACAGUGAAACCCGUGCAGCAUUCCGGGACGCUACCACUCAUGGUCGAAGCCAUCCUGUCUGUCUCCAUUGGUUGUGUCACUGCCAGGUCCACCAAGCUGCAGAGAGGGCUGGACAGUUACCAGAGAGAUGAUGAGGAUGGUGAUGAUAUGGAUAGUUAUCAGGAAGAAGACUUAAACUGUGUGAGAGAGAGGUGGUCUGACGCACUCAUCAAACGACGAGAGUACUUAGAUGAGCAGAUUAAAAAAGUCAGCAAUAAAAAAGAGAAGACGGAGGACGACGUGGAGCGGGAAGCCCGGCUUGUGGAGCAGUGGGUGGGCCUGACCGAGGAGAGAAACGCCGUGCUGGUGCCUGCCCCCGGCAGCGGGGUUCCGGGGGCGCCCGCCCACUGGGUCCCACCACCUGGAAUGGAAACUCACAUACCGGUUCUCUUCCUUGAUCUGAACGCCGAUGACCUCAGUGCUAACGAGCAGCUCGUGGGCCCCCACGCGUCGGGCGUCAACUCCAUCCUGCCCAAGGAGCACGGCAGCCAGUUUUUCUACCUGCCCAUCAUAAAGCACAGUGAUGAGGAGGUUUCAGCCACAGCCUCCUGGGACUCCUCAGUGCAUGAUUCCGUUCACCUGAAUAGGGUCACGCCGCAGAACGAAAGGAUUUACCUGAUAGUGAAAACCACGGUCCAGCUCAGCCACCCGGCUGCUAUGGAGUUAGUAUUACGAAAACGGAUUGCAGCCAAUAUUUACAACAAACAGAGCUUCACCCAGAGUCUGAAGAGGAGAAUAUCAUUGAAGAAUAUAUUUUAUUCCUGUGGUGUAACCUAUGAAAUAGUAUCCAAUAUACCAAAGGCAACAGAGGAGAUUGAGGACCGGGAAACACUGGCUCUCAUGGCAGCAAGGAGUGAAAAUGAAGGCACUUCAGAUGGGGAGACCUACAUAGAGAAAUACACGCGUGGCGUGCUGCAGGUGGAGAACAUUCUGAGCCUUGAACGGCUCCGGCAGGCGGUCACGGUCAAAGAAGCUCUGUCCACCAAAGCUCGGCACCUGAGGAGGAGUCUCAGCACACCGAACGUUCAUAAUGUCUCCUCCAGUCGACCAGACCUUUCUGGCUUUGAUGAAGAUGAUAAGGGUUGGCUAGAGAACCAAUUAGACAUGUCUGACUAUAGCUCCAGUUACCAAGAUAUAGCCUGUUACGGAACUUUACCCAGGGAUUCGCCUCGAAGGAGUAAAGAAAGUAGUGGUUGUCCAUCAGAGAACCCCCACGCCUUAACAGUCAGUCCUUUUAAAGCAUUCUCUCCCCAGCCACCAAAGUUUUUCAAACCCUUAAUGCCUGUAAAGGAGGAACAUAAGAAAAGGAUAGCCCUUGAAGCGAGGCCGCUCCUCAGCCAGGAGAGCAUGCCUUCACCUCAGGCACAUAGCCCGGGCUGCACUGUGCCCUCCGGAAGCGAGGGCAGCAGCAUACCAGUAGAGCACAGUAGCAAGCACGAGAAGGAGAUUGACUCUGAGGAGGAGGAAAAUGAUCUGGAAGCUCUUAACAGGAAGCUGAUAAGUUCGCAGCCUUACGUACCUGUGGAGUUUGCGGACUUCAGUGUUUACAACGCCAGCUUGGAGAACAGGGAGUGGUUUUCUCCUAAAGUCGAUCUGAUGAACUCAAGGGUCUUGGAGAAAGAAGUGUCCCGUAGCCCCACGACCAGCAGUAUUACCAGCGGCUACUUUUCCCACAGUGCCUCCGAUGCCACACUGUCUGACAUGGCGGUCCCUUCCAGCGACAGCUCGGACCAGCUAGCCAUGCAGGCAAAGGAUGCGGACUCCAGUGAGCAUCACGGACCGUCGCUUGCGCACGAUUUCAGACCGUCCUCAAACAAAGAGUUGACAGAACUAGAAAGAGGCCUGGGGAAAGAGAAGAUAAUUUUGGUGCCCCUCAAGGAGAACAGUGCCUUAGCCAAAGGGAGCCCAUCGCCCCAAAGCAUCCCUGAGAAAAACCCCCAAAUCCUCUGUAGGACUGGCUCCUGUUCCGAACAAGAUGCCUGCUCCAGCAGAAAUGGCCAGCCAGCCAGAGAAUUUUACCCCGGGGAAGUGACCGUAGAACACACCACAAAUAUCCUUGAGGACCAUUCUUUCACAGAGUUUAUGGGUGUAUCCGAUGGGAAAGAUUUUGACGGUUUGACAGACUCUUCUGCUGGAGAGCUUUCAAGUAGAAGAAACCUACCCAGGAAAAUGGACCAGAAGAGUAUCGCCGACGGGCCGCAGGGCCCUGCCCAGCUGCAUUCCUCGGCGGAGAGUGACCAGGGCAGCACGACCGCUCGGUGAAAGGCAGCCCGUGCUGCCCCGCAGGCCAUGGCAUCUUUGCUCCGGUUGCCUUGUGGAAGCACCAGCCGCACCUUUAAACCGUACCGCGGCCCAGCCGGGGACCUCCGACCAGCGUGGAGAAGCCGUGUGCUUCGUGGGCCACCUACUUUCUCCUCCCGAGCUGGGAGCAGCGGCACUUUGUCACGCAGGUGAAUCGGCAGCCUCUGCUUUUCCCAGAAAGCCAGAGAACCGAAAAUCCUGGACUGAAUUAAGUGGCAGUAUUUUUGUUUUGCACUUAACUACUACACACACCCACUGUGUAGAAACCUCCACAGAUUCAAACAAACUUUAUUCUUGUACAACUAAUUUUAAUCAGUUCUUACUGUAAAAUCUGGAGUCAGUGCUUUUUUUUUUAUAAAUAAUAUAUAUGAUGUAUAUGAAAUGUAUAUCUAUAGUAUGUCUGUUCGGAGACAGACAAGACUGCACAUGAAAAUGCAGAUAAAAGUGGUUUGUAGAAAAUCAUAAGGUACUGGACUUGGAUACACAGCAACUUAGGUAAUCAUCUGAUAGACGAGCAGAUGAAAAAGAUUUGAUUGCCUAAGAACGAGGUCGCAAAUCCCUCUUUGCAGAAAAGGUUCCAGAAAGCCGUUCUUUACAACCAAAGAACUUAUGUAAGACUGAACGUGUUUGCUGUCCAUUCUUGUUUCAUGUGUACAUAUCUGUCUGACUGCAAGUUUGGUGCCAUAUUCCUCUUGGCUGCCAGGCCCCUUGUAGCUAGCUGUUCUCUGUCCUGUUGCAUAAGCACACUGAAAAACCCCACAGCUAUCCUCCGUGGUCUUCCACCUGGCCCGGCACCUGCUGACCAGACAUGGUACCGGAACUGUUGACACUGCCUGGGGCUCCGACUCCAGCCUUCCUCGUCCCUUGGUUUGGCCUGGCCAGGCAGGUGGGAUGCGGAGAGCAGUAUUACUGUAGGAAAACACGAGGACACGCCUGGAGUUGGGUUUGGGGAGGGAGGGGGAUGUUGAUUUUUGUCUUUUUGUGGGUUUUUUUUCCGUUUUGGAUUGGUAGGUUCCGUUGUGUGGUUUUGCUGUUGUUACUUUACUUCCAUUGUUGGGAUGAGCUCUACAGGUCACAGGUGCCCGCUCUGCCAUGUUUGCAGCAGACGAUUGAGCGCAGAGGACCCCACUGUCCACGUCUUCGCUUGCAGAGUUCUGCAAGGGAUGACAUGUGUGGAGAUUGUGACUGGAGUACUUUAUGCACCUGUUCUGUAGAAGCCUGUGGGAUUGGUGUGGAUGUACAGCAACAGAUGCCUUGUGGGAGAGAGAAAAGGCGUACAGCCUGCUGUACCUUUUUCUUUAAGUUCUUAGCAUCAGUAAAUGAGUAAGAUUUUGGAGACUAAUGAAAAGCUGCUGUUCAUGAUUUUGUGUAUAGUGAGCCGACUGUAAUAUUUUACUAUUGUCUGUUUAAAAGAAAAAAAGAAAAACUGUAAUUUAUAUCCCCUUUCAACUUUAUUGUAUUUAAUUGGUUCAGACUGUGUGUGUGUGUGUGUGUGUGUGUGUGUGUGUUUUAGAAUACAGACUGCCUAAUUCAGGUUUUAAAACAUCAA